Laccaria bicolor S238N-H82 is the source of this 1443-nucleotide messenger RNA. RefSeq lists its product as uncharacterized. Lineage: Eukaryota; Fungi; Basidiomycota; Agaricomycetes; Agaricales; Hydnangiaceae. The record is from RefSeq and is a predicted model, not a curated record. The coding region runs from base 1 to 1443 and encodes 480 amino acids. The transcript has 7 exons.
AUGGCAACUGGCAGUUACCUUAUUUAUAUGAUAAAAGUGCUAGCCAGUAGUGGUUGGGCCAAAUUGAACCGUGUGGCCAACAGCACUAAGGAGAUGGGUCCAGGGUCCAGGCACGACACACUUGAUGAUCAUUUCGGUCAUCACAACUUUCGAAAGUACGUUGCCUUUGGUCAUACACUCCACUCCCGUCUCCUGCUCACAAUACCUGAACAGAAGCGUCAAAACACAAUCUUUGAUGAUUUCAAUGUGUCAUUGAUGGAGAAGGGUGGGUUAGAGAAAGAAUGGACUAAGAUGAUCCUCGACUGGGAGAAGGAUCCAUCAAAGAAAAACCCUUACCUCUCUGUUGUGGCUCAUGCUUCUCAGAACGAGGUAAAGAAGCAACUACUGGAGGAAGAAAAAUCGGUGAUAACAGCUGGCAUGCCUCAGCUCCAUGAGACAGGGCCAACGGCAUUCAUCUCCAUGAGGUUGAUUAUUGAGGAGUCACAGCAUAGGAUCCUCUGGGAUUCCAGGAGGCCAGAGGAACUUACAACUUAUCAAGAAAACGAAAUUCAACGCCGCCGCCUUCUGCUCUUAUGCGAAAUCAAAUGCUUCUGCAACCUCCAAGCCAUCUACAUGCCGGCGGCGACUGUGAUGGCCAGUGAACGUGAGGCUUCCCAGCAGGAAUUGCCUGAAUCCAAGCGCAAUAGCAUGGAACCGGAGCACCAGCAUUUGUGGCUCCUGUCGGCUCUACCGUCCACUCAACGAACCCACAACUGCCACAAGAGUCUGGUCGAUAUUGAGGCCAAGCUUCAUCAAGCUCAAUGUCACGAUAUCUUAGAUAAGAUACGCAACAUGCAGCGCAGUCGCUUGUCGUUCAUCAGGUUUCAAAAUCGCAACAUACGGGGACAGAAUCCGAACAUGAGAGCCCAAGACACCCUGAAUCAUCUUGAAGAGAAAAUGAAAUCAUUGGCGGUAAAGUACCGAACUGUGCGUAAGGUGCUGUUGGAGUUAUUGGGUCCAGGAAGCUGGGAGAACAGCCUUCUGGAAAAACUGGGUCUGGGGCAAGGGAAGAAGGUUGUUUCGUGGAUCUGGACUAGUGCCGAGGCGAUUGGGGAUGGCAGUGAUGAGGUGUUGCACGAAGCAAGGGCGUGGAGUUUACGAUGGACUGAAGAAGUGCACUUACUGAAGGAGGAAAUGCAGAGAGUCCGGAAGACGUUGGAGUGGAAGGCUAGUUGGUGGGAUGAACGCCGCAAUGGAUGGCCUGGUCUAGACGAUCCCAUGAGUGAAGGGGUGCAUGCAUACGUGAGCCGCCAAGUGAGCAUUCAAUGGGCACUGCAUGAGUGCUUCACCCGCCUAUGGGAAAAGCUGCUUGUGCCAUUAGGUAGCCAAGAGGAAAGUAAUGAAGGCUCUGGACUGUCUGUCAACCCGUUGCUGGAGGCUCUCGUAGAGGAGGACGAGGAGUAG